Molecule: messenger RNA, 2133 nt
Organism: Acanthosepion pharaonis
Lineage: Eukaryota; Metazoa; Mollusca; Cephalopoda; Sepiida; Sepiidae
Source: the annotation of a GenBank genome assembly
AUGGCUCCAGAGGUUAUUAAGGUCUCAAAAUUCUCCAAGAACAGUGAUGUUUGGAGUUAUGGUGUAGUGUUAUGGGAGCUUUUGACUGGAGAAACACCAUACAAAGGUAUUGAUGCUCUGGGGGUAGCCUAUGGAGUAGCAGUUAAUAAGCUUACACUACCCAUUCCUUCUACCUGUCCAACACUCUUCUCACAACUGAUGGCAGAUUGUUGGCACCAAGAACCUCAUGGAAGACCAACUUUUGCCCAGAUUCUGGAACGCCUGGAAGAAAUUGCCUCUUCAUCCUUCAUGACCACGCCUCAAGAUUCAUUCCAUACAAUGCAGGAGGACUGGCGACUGGAAAUUGAGCAAAUGUUUGAUGAACUUCGAAGCAAAGAAAAGGAGUUGCGGUGCCGUGAGGAGGAAUUAACCAAGGCUGCUCUUCAGCAAAAGAUACAUGAGGAGUUAUUGAAGAAACGUGAACAAGAAUUGGCUGAACGGGAGAUUGACUUGCUAGGUAGGGAACUGAAUAUUUUUCGGCACAAUAUCACUGUUCAGCAAGAACAAACUUACCAGAUGUAUGGUCAUACAAGUCCUGAUAGUCCACCCUCACAGGCUAACCCUGCCCCCAGGCUACGGGCUAUUGCAUAUCCUGUUGAUGGGGUCAAAGGUAAAACAUGGGGACCGAGCUCUGUACAGAAGGACCGUCACCAAAGAUCGUCGGUUAUUUUUGCUGAUGGCCGUUGGUCGAGUGCACCCAAUCUAGAAAAAUAUUAUAAUCACUUUGGUGGACAUGCCAAUAUUAGUGCUUUAAGGGAAAUUUAUGGUGAAGAGGAUGCAUUUCCUACAGAACUCAUGGACAGUGUAUACCCUUCCUCUCCUGGUAGUAACGGGGCCAAUUGCCCCUCUGGAAUGAGCAGUCCACUCAGCCCAACAUGUGAUAGUGGCGGAAACCUGAAACGAUGUUCCGUGCGGAAAAAGACUGAUGAUGUAUUUUACGACAUGACAGUUCUACUGGCUGCAGUGGCUGCUGGAUUUGACAUCCGCAUUUCAAACACCACAGCCACACAUCCAACCAUGCAAGGUGCAUUUGAUGAUAACCCUUGGGUCAGUGGUAACGAAGGACGUUCUAACAAACGGGACAUGUUUAUUCUUAACCGGCGUGACGCUUACUUUGCUGCUGUCCGAGACUUUUUCAUCAAGCCUGAGGGAGACUUCAAAAACUGUCACAUUUCACCUUCCACCGCUGGCCAUCACCACACAUACCAUGGUCCACAAAGCAAAAACCGACCAAGUGCAAACUUUGAUGUACCGAUACAAUUCUGUGUUCAACCGCUUAAGGACUCUUUGCAACAGCAGCAAGCUGGAGUACAUUCAAAUAUGUCUUCUGGUCAGAGGUCAUCUCUCAUAGACAGCGAUUCAAACCUUAUUCAUCUGAUGUCUUCAGACAGGCAUGACUUUCCUACGCUGCAAAGGCAGGCAUCAGAAGGCAGCACUUAUGAUUCUACUCGAACUUCGAAAGCAACAAGCACACACCGUCACUCAGUGACAUUUGAGGAUGAAUGCAACAUAGACAAAAGACACCACAUGUAUACUCACAGGCGUACACCUUCAAAUACCUCUAACUCUUCCUAUGUUCCUCAUGAUUAUGACGGGAGGUACUCUCCAGGCCAUGAUUAUAGGACACAGGAUGUAGCACGCUUGCGACACAGUGGGGAUCUUGCUGAGCGGCCAAAUACAUUGGACAUUGGGGGCCGCUAUGUACCACCUCGAUAUGCAAAUACGCAGCACCUUCAUAGGCCCUCAGGUGAUUCUCCACUAUACAGUUCGACAUGGUCGAAAGACUCUCCUGGGAACACUCCCCCACACAUUGAACAUCAAAAGACAUUGCUUGAUAUUGAUGUUGAGGGACAGAGUCAAGACAGCACCCAACCUCUCGUCAAAUCCCAUAGGCCAGCACCAGCCAAUGAGGCAAGAUGUUUACUUAUUUUCUCCCUCUCUAUUUCUGUUUACCUUUUUAUUCCUUUUUUCUUUUUUUCCUUUCUUUUUUUAAUUUUUUUCUCCAUUCUUUUUUUAUUUUUUUUCUCCCUUUUCUCCUUUUUUUCUCUCAUCUCUUUUCAUUUUUCUUUUUUCUUUCCUUUUUUCUUUAAAUGA